Molecule: messenger RNA, 637 nt
Organism: Vavraia culicis subsp. floridensis
Lineage: Eukaryota; Fungi; Microsporidia; Pleistophoridae
Exons: 1
Coding region: 33-458 (141 amino acids)
Source: RefSeq, a predicted model, not a curated record
UUUCUCUACAGACUUCUCCUUUAUAGCGAAUAAUGAAAGUCACAACAGCACUAGUGCUCUGCAUAGGGUUUGUUAUAUUCAUCGUGUUCCUCUGUUUCGUGUUAUUCCCGGAAAGCACGCAAGAAGAAGCUCCCGAUCAAGAUUCUCUCGUUAUAACCAUCGUUAACCUUACCAAACAAAUCGGGAACAAUGGUGUAGAAUUGGGAAGGAAACUAAACAACCAAGACAUUCUGAAAGAAGCGGUUAAAAUAAAGCAUUAUAUGCAAAUAAAGGACCAGAAUGGUGAGUUGAACAGGGAAAAUAUUGCACAGCUGUUUGCGUGCUCAAGAAAACUGAGCACAGUUCUAAGUAAUGUUGCUGGCCAACAUAAAGAAAGCAAAAAUGAACUCAAAAAAUUGAUCGCGAUGAACAAUAACCUCAACAAUUCGAUACUUCAAUUGCAGCAACAGCGUGUUUGAGGGCCUGUAAAUUGAAUUCAAUUGUUUGCAAUCAGUACCGGUAAAAUGCAAAGCAAAAACAUCUAUUAUAAACAAAGGUCUGACUCCACUGAUGAGAGUAAAGCAUACAUGUCGACACCCCGCUCUCAUCAACAAAUCACGGUGUAGUUCUUAUCCCCGAACGGAUCACUGAAAUCGUU